CAGGAAAGUCUGUCUGGCCUUUGGGGGAAAAAAUGGUGCGUUUCAGCCCUUGGCUCUGUCCUGGCUUUCAAGGUGUGACAAGGUGACUGCCGCCUCCAAGAGGUUCUCGGUCCAUCGCGCGCCCAAGGUUCUCACGGUCUGUCUGAAGAGGUUUGAAGCUUUCACCGGCGACAAGAUCAGCAAGGUCGUGGAGUAUCCCCAGUACCUGGAUCUUCGCCCGUACAUGUCUCAGGCAGCCGGAGAACCGCUCCUCUACUCCUUAUACGCCGUCCUGGUGCAUGGAGGUGGCAGCUGCCGUGCAGGACACUACUUCUGCUACAUAAAGGCCAGUGAUGGACUGUGGUACCACAUGGACGACAAGUCUGUGGAUCUUUGCGACAGUGACACAGUCCUCAGGCAGCAAGCCUAUUUACUGUUUUACAUCAGGUGCUCUGAUUUGGAAGUUGGACAAAGGGCUUCUUCCUCACCAGCACCAUCAGAAGCCCGUUCCCUCCUCAGUCAGUGGGCGGCCGGCAGCAAGCAGGUGCGUUCUGUGGGACAGCAGCAUCUGCCCCAUAGGACUAAGGCGGCUGUGGGGAGGUGGUCAGGGCACCAGAUGGACAGCGGGUUUCUUUUGGGGAUCUUGGCAGCGCUCUCUUUUCCCUCCUACACGGCAGCUUUCUGCACAGAUGCAGCACGGCUCCCACUCCCAACAUCCACCUGGAUCCAUCACAUUUGUCCUCCUUGGCUCCUCUGCAGCCUCCAGGAGCCUUUGGGAGGCCAUUAG
Molecule: messenger RNA, 766 nt
Organism: Columba livia (rock pigeon)
Lineage: Eukaryota; Metazoa; Chordata; Aves; Columbiformes; Columbidae
Product: ubiquitin carboxyl-terminal hydrolase 42-like
Exons: 4
Coding region: 224-766 (180 amino acids)
Biological process (GO): regulation of apoptotic process; protein deubiquitination
Cellular component (GO): nucleus; cytosol
Molecular function (GO): cysteine-type deubiquitinase activity
Source: RefSeq, a predicted model, not a curated record